Molecule: messenger RNA, 1950 nt
Organism: Gorilla gorilla gorilla (western lowland gorilla)
Lineage: Eukaryota; Metazoa; Chordata; Mammalia; Primates; Hominidae
Gene: CTSS
Product: cathepsin S
Exons: 8
Coding region: 291-1286 (331 amino acids)
Biological process (GO): proteolysis
Molecular function (GO): cysteine-type peptidase activity
Source: RefSeq, a predicted model, not a curated record
GGGAUUAUAGGCAUGAGCCACUGGGCUCAGACAAGGGCUCUUCUUGAUGGCUUACUGUAUCCACUUUGUCCCCAAGACCAUAGGGAAAUGACUAGAGGUGACUGUACUAGCUAGAUUUUAAAUGAAACUGAAAUGAAAGUUCACUUCCUCAUUUUGAGUACCUCAUGUGACAAGUUCCAAUUUCUUUUCAAGUCAAUUGAACUGAAAUCUCCUUGUUGCUUUGAAAUCUUAGAAGAGAGCCCACUAAUUCAAGGACUCUUACUGUGGGAGCAACUGCUGGUUCUAUCACAAUGAAACGGCUGGUUUGUGUGCUCUUGGUGUGCUCCUCUGCAGUGGCGCAGUUGCAUAAAGAUCCUACCCUGGAUCACCACUGGCAUCUCUGGAAGAAAACCUAUGGCAAACAAUACAAGGAAAAGAAUGAAGAAGCAGUACGACGUCUCAUCUGGGAAAAGAAUCUAAAGUUUGUGAUGCUUCACAACCUGGAGCAUUCAAUGGGAAUGCACUCAUAUGAUCUGGGCAUGAACCACCUGGGAGACAUGACCAGUGAAGAAGUGAUGUCUUUGAUGAGUUCCCUGAGAGUUCCCAGCCAGUGGCAGAGAAAUAUCACAUAUAAGUCAAACCCUAAUCGGAUAUUGCCUGAUUCUGUGGACUGGAGAGAGAAAGGGUGUGUUACUGAAGUGAAAUAUCAAGGUUCUUGUGGUGCUUGCUGGGCUUUCAGUGCUGUGGGGGCCCUGGAAGCACAGCUGAAGCUGAAAACAGGAAAGCUGGUGUCUCUCAGUGCCCAGAACCUGGUGGAUUGCUCAACUGAAAAAUAUGGAAACAAAGGCUGCAAUGGUGGCUUCAUGACAACGGCUUUCCAGUACAUCAUUGAUAACAAGGGCAUCGACUCAGACGCUUCCUAUCCCUACAAAGCCAUGGAUCAGAAAUGUCAAUAUGACUCAAAAUAUCGUGCUGCCACAUGUUCAAAGUACACUGAACUUCCUUAUGGCAGAGAAGAUGUCCUGAAAGAAGCUGUGGCCAAUAAAGGCCCAGUGUCUGUUGGUGUAGAUGCGCGUCAUCCUUCUUUCUUCCUCUACAGAAGUGGUGUCUACUAUGAACCAUCCUGUACUGAGAAUGUGAAUCAUGGUGUACUUGUGGUUGGCUAUGGUGAUCUUAAUGGGAAAGAAUACUGGCUUGUGAAAAACAGCUGGGGCCACAACUUUGGUGAAGAAGGAUAUAUUCGGAUGGCAAGAAAUAAAGGAAAUCAUUGUGGGAUUGCUAGCUUUCCCUCUUACCCAGAAAUCUAGAGGAUCUCUUCUUUUUAUAACAAAUCAAGAAAUAUGAAGCACUUUCUCUUAACUUAAUUUUUCCUGCUGUAUCCAGAAGAAAUAAUUGUGUCAUUAUUAAUGUGUAUUUACUGUACUAAUUAGAAAAUAUAGUUUGAGCCCGGGCAUGGUGGCUCACGCCUGUAAUCCCAGUACUUGGGAGGCCAAGGCAGGCAUAUCAACUUGAGGCCAGGAGUUAAAGAGCAGCCUGGCUAACAUGGUGAAACCCCAUCUCCACUAAAAAUACAAAAAAUUAGCCGAGCACGGUGGUGCAUGCCUGUAAUCCCAGCUACUUGGGAGGCUGAGGCACGAGAUUCCUUGAACCCAAGAGGUUGAGGCUGUGUUGAGCUGAGAUCACACCACUGUAUUCCAGCCUGGAUGACAGAGUGGAGACUCUGUUUCAAAAAAACAGAAAAGAAAAUAUAGUUUGAUUCUUCAUUUUUUUAAAUUUGCAAAUCUCAGGAAAAAGUUUGCUAAGUAAAUUAGUAAUGUACUAUAGAUAUAACUGUACAAAAAUUGUUCAACCUAAAACAAUCUGUAAUUGCUCAUUGUUUUAUUGUAUACUCUUUGUCUUUUUAAGACCCCUAAUAGCCUUUUGUAACUUGAUGGCUUAAAAGUACUUAAUAAAUCUGCCAUUUCAAAUUUC